Molecule: messenger RNA, 874 nt
Organism: Otolemur garnettii (small-eared galago)
Lineage: Eukaryota; Metazoa; Chordata; Mammalia; Primates; Galagidae
Gene: TEN1
Product: TEN1, CST complex subunit
Exons: 4
Coding region: 199-567 (122 amino acids)
Biological process (GO): negative regulation of telomere maintenance via telomerase
Cellular component (GO): CST complex
Molecular function (GO): single-stranded DNA binding; telomeric repeat DNA binding; telomerase inhibitor activity
Source: RefSeq, a predicted model, not a curated record
CGGGGAGGGGCGAGAUGAUUUUGAUAUCCCGCCCUUCCUCCUCACGUGAUAACGCGGGACGGAAAGGGGAAACCUGAAGCCCAGGCGACCGCCAUAACGGGUUGGCUGCGGGAUUAAGAAGGGGCGGGACAACGAGCUGAGGUGGGACUGCGCCUGCGCCUUGGGACUCGUUCGGCUUGACGCUUCCGGGAACCCCUGAUGCUACCAAAACCUGGGAUCUAUUACCUCCCCUGGGAGGUCAGUGCCGGCCACAUUCCUGAUGGGAGCACGCUGAGAACAUUUGGCAGGUUGUGCCUCUACGAUGUGACCCAGUCCAGAAUGAAGCUGAUGGCCCAGCACGGAUCUGAUCAGCACCAGCUUCUGGUCUGUACCAAGCUGGUGGAGCCGUUCCAAGCGCAGGAGGGCUCCCUGUACAUCGUCCUGGGGGAGCUGGAGCACCAGGAGGACAGAGGCUGCGUGGUGAAGGCCAGAGUGCUGACGUGUGUAGAAGGGAUGAAUGUGUCCCUGCUGGAGCGAGCCAUCCGGGAGCAGAGGCAGUACCAGCAGGAGAGGGGCGGCAGCCCUUAGCAACACCCACAGCUGCUCCUGAGGCCAAACCUGCAGGAGCCGUGGAGCCCCACAGAGGUGUCGGUGCUGCCUGAGUGACUGACAGCCUUUGUCUUGGAGCCAGAGCAGUGGGAGACAGGCAGAUAAUCCAGAUCCUUCCCCUAAUUUGGGAUUGGCCCAGGAAUGAGGGCCCAAAGAGCAGGUGCCUGAAUCUGACACCUCCAAGGAGACUGCAGGUGGCUGAGCUCUCAGAACUGGGGCUGUGCCUCAUGAGGGGGCAUGAAGGGUUCCAGAAGGUUCUUAAGAAUAAAGGCGCCAGCAGCUCCCU